AUGGAGAACUUGGACGAAGACACCAGCUACGGCGAAGACAGCGGCGGCGUGGGGAAGAGGAAUAGCGGCUUCGUUUCGACGAACGAUUCCAAAGUUGUAGAAGACGCGCGCAAGACCUGCGGAGUUUCAAACACAAUUCUCUUGCACGCGUUCUCUACAUUCCGGACACGUUUGUCAAAUCGAAGCGUCUUACCUGAGGCGGCGCGGGACGGCCGGCUGCAGCAGCGGCGGCGGCGUGGCGCCGCGGGCGUCGUCCCCCACCACGUCGAUGAGGCGGCCGCCCUCGUCGGCGGGCGCGCCGCACGGGGAGAGCGCGGGCGGCGGCGGCGUCGCGUCCACGGCGGCGGGCGGCCGCAGGAAGGCCAGGGGCGGCGGGGGCGGGGCGGCAGCGGUGUGGCGGGCGCACGGCCCGAAGAAGACCCCGACGACAUGGCGGCCACCGGGUGGCACCACGACACCAGCGUCUCGGGCGGGCUGCUGCUGCCGCUGCCGGCGGCGGCGCGGCGCUUAAAGGAAAUAUUGAAGCCAAUGGAAUUAGGACAAUUGGUUGAUCAUCAUUUGUGGUACUCGCCAUUGAGGAAUGACGAACAACUGGCAACCCAUUUAGUGGGCGUCGCGUCGCUGCCAAGCGGCGGCGGCGUCGCGCAGGCGCGGCACGCGGGCGUGGGGCUGCAGCCGAGCAGCUCGCACCCACCUGUAGCGGGCGGGGAGCCACGCGUCGCCUGUGGCCAGGCCGGGCGGCGGCGGCGGUGGUGGCGGCGACGGCGGCGCGGCGCGACGCCGUGCGGAGGCGGCGGCGGCGGCCGAGACUGA
Gryllus bimaculatus (two-spotted cricket) is the source of this 813-nucleotide messenger RNA. The record is from the annotation of a GenBank genome assembly. NCBI's taxonomy places the organism in Eukaryota, Metazoa, Arthropoda, Insecta, Orthoptera, Gryllidae.